Molecule: messenger RNA, 1246 nt
Organism: Hyla sarda
Lineage: Eukaryota; Metazoa; Chordata; Amphibia; Anura; Hylidae
Product: interleukin-17F-like
Exons: 4
Coding region: 558-1025 (155 amino acids)
Biological process (GO): inflammatory response
Cellular component (GO): extracellular region
Molecular function (GO): cytokine activity
Source: RefSeq, a predicted model, not a curated record
UCUGCAGCCAAUCAGAGAAGCCAUCCUUGUUGCCGCCCUCCCGCUCUGGGACAGGGAAGAAAUCCUAGGAGGCAGUGUAGAGUCUGGCUCUGGCCAGUAAAGAUGCAGCAGCUCCUGUGUCCUCUCCUCUUACCUCACUGAGGGAGAGAAUAAAAAGUAUAUAUCAGUAAUGCUGAUACCUAGAAACACCUAAUGUAAGACAAGAGUAAAAAAACUCAUUACAGAAAACCACAACCUGGUUCCAUUGUGACGUAUCGUCUAUUAAUAUGCAAAUCUAUUACUGAAUCCUCGGCCCCGGCUCCUGACUGGUUAGUUAUUAGCAGAUUCCAGCUCAGGAAGCCUAUGGCCGCUGUCACUUAUCAGAUAAGAUUUUCCUAUUUGACAAAACCUGGGGUUAGUGCUGAAAUGUCAAAGGAAACCGCUCCACACUAAAACCACAGGAUGAACCAGAUAGCAAUGGUGUGCGCUCUAUAUAAUGGGAGGUCUAGACCUGAGCACCUCACAGCAUUCACCUGCCCAAGACUAACAGAGACCAAUACAGCAAAUACAGCAGCACCAUGGAAGUCCUGACAGCACCCGGCAAGUUGACAGCAGUGCUGCUUUUCCUUGGAGUUACCGCUUUCAUGUCUGUCCAUUGUGUGGAUCUUCAUCAUUUAAAGAAAGCAGCGUGUCCACCCCUCGCUAGAUUACCCCCCACAGUGAAAGUCAGCCUGAACAUAAGCGGACACGACUCCCUUCUCCUGACUGGUGAUGUGAAUAAGCGCUCCACCUCUCCAUGGGAGUACAGCUAUGACAGAAACGUGUACCGAUACCCUGUGGUUAUUGCCGAGGCCAAGUGUAAUAUGGCCGUGUGUGUGGAUGCCCAGGGAGAGGUGGAUAACAACGUAAUUUCCGUCCCCAUCAGACAAGAGAUCCUGGUCCUUUACCAUGAGAUGAAUAAAUGCGUCCCCAGCUUCAAACUGGAGAAAAAGCUUGUGACCGUGGGCUGCACCUGCGUACGAGCCAUCAUCAAAGAGCAGCAAUAGGACGUUUACAUUUUGUAUUUUUAUUAUGUGGAGCAAAAGUCUAUUAGGAGAAAAAUUAAGAAUGUAGCAUUGGAUAAGUGCGAGUCUUCUGGUAGCAAUGUACAUUGCAAAAUUCUCAACCAAUAUCUAGUAUUUACAUUAUUUGUAUUUAUAUAUUUAUCUUAGAAAUUUUACACAUUGUAUUUAUUCUUUAAUCUAAAAAAAAUAAAAUUAAAGCUGUA